AUGCCUCCCUCCGCCCCGUCCCCGGAUUCUACAGUCCAAGACUCAGGGGAAUCAGAACCCACUUCCCAACGAGACCCCUCGCCACCAAGCACCCGCCUGCGUCUUCGCCGGGAGCAGAAGGGAGGGGGGGAAUUUUGGGCGGCAUCCCAGGCUUUCCCAUUACGCUCGGUGGGGGGGGAGCUUCAGUAUUGGCCUUUCUCCGCGUCAGAUCUUUACAAUUGGAAAACCCAUAACCCCCCAUUUUCGCAAGACCCGCAGGCCCUCACGGGACUGAUCGAGUCGGUUUUGUUAACCCACCAACCCACUUGGGAUGAUUGUCAGCAGCUUUUACAGGCCCUUCUGACCACGGAAGAGCGGCAACGGGUCUUCACAGAAGCCCGUAGAAAUGUGCCGGGGGAGGACGGCCGCCCCACUCAGCUGCCUAAUGAGAUUGAUGAGGUGUUCCCGCUGACUCGACCCAAUUGGGAUUUCAAUACGGCAGCGGGUAGGGAACGACUCCGUCUCUACCGCCAGGUUCUCCUGACAGGGCUCCGAGGGGCAGGAAGGCGCCCCACCAAUUUGGCCAAGGUACGUGCGAUUGUGCAGGGUAGUGAGGAAACCCCGGCAGGAUUUUUAGAAAGGCUAAUGGAAGGAUAUAGAAUGUAUACUCCCUUUGACCCACAGGCCCCUGACCGGCAGGCCGAUGUAAUCAUGUCCUUCAUUGGACAAUCGGCCCCGGACAUCCGCACAAGGCUACAGAGGCUGGAGGGGUUGCAGGGGUAUACACUGCAGGACCUAGUUAAGGAGGCAGAAAAGAUUUUCAAUAAAAGAGAAACAAAGGAGGAAAGAGAAGAGAGGUUACGCAGAGAACAGGAACGUAGGGAAGACCAGAGGGAUAAAAAAAGGAACAAGGACUUAGUUAAAAUCCUAGCCACCGCAGUCACAGGACCAGAGCAGACUAAAGGUAGACAAGAUAGGGACCUGGGAGACAAAUGGAGGCCACGGUUGGACCGAGACCAGUGCGCAUACUGCAAAGAAAGAGGACACUGGGCUAAGGAUUGCCCGAACAAAGGACAGCCAAAGCGCCAGCGGAGAGCGAUGCCCGUCUUGGCGCUGGAAGACGACGACUAGGUAGGUCAGGGCCAGGCGCCUCCCCCUGAGCCCCGGGUAACUCUAAAAGUGGGAGGCCGGCCAGUCACCUUCCUGGUCGAUACGGGAGCCCAACAUUCAGUCCUCACAACGGCCAGAGGCCCCCUUAGUUCCAAGACAUCAUGGGUCCAGGGGGCCACUGGAGGAAAACUGUACAAAUGGACUACUGAGCGUAAAGUCGACCUGGCAACAGGGCGGGUCACGCAUUCGUUUCUACUAGUACCGGACUGCCCAUACCCCCUGCUGGGAAGGGAUCUGCUCUCAAAGGUUGGGGCCCAGAUCCAUUUCCAAGACAAGGGAGCCACAGUAGUCGGCCCCGCAGGCCAACCCCUCCAUGUGUUGACCCUCCAGCUGGAAGAUGAACACCGCCUUCACGAGAGCCCCUUAUCAGCUCAGCCCCAAGUAACAUCCGAAUGGCUUACUAAAUUCCCCCAGUCUUGGGCGGAAACGGGAGGAGUAGGGCUGGCUAUCAGACAGCCCCCGGUGAUAGUAAACCUAAAGCCCACGGCCACUCCCGUAUCAAUCCGCCAAUACCCUAUGGCUGCGGAGGCGAAGGAUGGAAUUCGACCACACAUACAGAGACUGAUAAAACUGGGCAUAUUGAGACCUUGUCAGUCACCUUGGAACACCCCUUUGUUACCAGUCAAAAAGCCUGGCUCUAAUGAUUACAGGCCAGUGCAAGACCUACGGGAAGUAAACCGCAGGGCUGAGGACAUUCACCCCACGGUCCCUAACCCAUACAACUUGUUGAGCACCCUGGCCCCGACCCGAACUUGGUAUACGGUGCUUGACUUGAAAGAUGCCUUCUUUUGCCUAAGACUGAGUCCCCAGAGUCAGCCUCUCUUUGCCUUCGAGUGGAAAGACCCGGAGACUGGGUUUUCAGGACAACUGACGUGGACCAGGCUUCCCCAAGGGUUUAAGAACUCCCCUACGCUGUUUGAUGAAGCCCUACACCAGGACUUGGCAGACUUCCGGGCCAUGCUGCUCAACCCUGAACGGGUCCGGUAUGGGACUGCUGCCUCGCUCAACCCGGCCACCCUGCUUCCUGAGCCGGGGUCUGAAUCACAAGUCGACCACGACUUCCACCAAGUGUUAGCCGAAGUGCACGGGACCCGAGAGGACCUGACCGAUCUACCCCUGUCAGACGCAGUCACCUGGUAUACGGACGGGAGCAGCUUCUUGCACCAAGGUGAGAGAAAGGCAGGGGCGGCGGUAGUUGAUGGGGAAACUGUCAUAUGGGCUUCUGCUCUGCCCCCAGGGACUUCGGCACAGAAGGCUGAACUUGUGGCCCUCACCCAAGCACUUCAUGCCGCUGAGAAUCGGAGAGUAAAUAUUUAUACAGACAGCCGUUAUGCCUUUGCCACAGUGCAUAUACAUGGGGAAAUAUAUUGGAGGAGAGGGUUGUUAACCUCAGGGGGCAAGGACAUUAAAAAUAAGCAGGAGAUCCUAGACCUCCUACAAGCCCUCCACCUUCCUAAGAAAGUGAGCAUCAUCCACUGCCCAGGUCAUCAGAAAGGAGAUGACGCAGUGGCCAAGGGGAAUAGAAUGGCGGAUGAGGUGGCUAGAACAAGAGCCCUGGACAGCGUCACUCUGGUAACGCAGUCAUCUGAAACCUCAAAUAACCCUGGGUGGUCAUAUUCGGAGCAAGAUGUGACAGCCAUCCAAAGACUGGGAGGCGCGUACAACGGCCAGCGUAAGGUCUGGGAGAUCCAGGGGAAAACAGUAUUACCAAGAAAGGAAGCCAAGGACCUCAUACAAGACCUCCAUAGAUGGACCCACUUGGGGCAUAAAAAGUUAAAGGCCCUACUGGACAGAGAGGAACUAACCUAUUUCAUAAUAGGACUGAACUCACUAGUAAAACAAGCCUGUGUUUGUGUUCCUUGUGCAAAAGUAAAUCCAAAGUGUCUUAAAGUACCAGAAGGAGCAAGGAUGCGAGGGGCACGCCCGGGAACAAACUGGGAGGUGGACUUUACCGAAAUUCGUCCCGGUAGGUAUGGAAUUAAGUAUCUCCUAGUAUUUGUAGACACUUUUUCCGGCUGGACAGAGGCUUUUCCGGUAAAGAAGGAAACAGCGCAGGUGGUGGUCAAGAAAAUCUUGGAAGAAAUCUUUCCGCGGUUUGGCCUGCCUAAGGUACUGGGAUCCGAUAAUGGGCCGGCCUUUGUCUCCCGGGUAAGUCAGUUGGUGGCCAAGGUGCUGGGGAUUGAUUGGAAAUUGCAUUGCGCAUACAGACCCCAGAGUUCAGGACAGGUAGAGUGCAUGAACAGAACAAUUAAGGAGACCUUAACCAAAUUAAUGAUGGAGACUGGCGCUAAAGACUGGGUCGAGUUAUUACCAAUGGCUCUAUUUCGGGCCCGCAACACUCCCUCCGCGUUCGGGUUGACUCCAUAUGAAAUAUUGUAUGGGGGCCCUCCCCCAAUAGCUGACUUAUUGGGGCCCAGUAUUGACUCUUAUGUCACUUCCCCCAGUCUGCAGACCCGGCUGAGAGCUCUGCAGCUGAUUCAAAAGCACGUGUGGGAACCUCUAGCGGCAGUGUACCAAUCCAAGUGCCCUACAGUGCCACACCCUUUCCAGAUCGGAGAUUCGGUGUAUGUCCGCAGACAUCAGUCCAGGACCCUUGAGCCGCGUUGGAAGGGACCUUACACGGUGCUGCUGACGACACCCACUGCAGUGAAAGUCGACGGGAUUGCCGCUUGGGUUCACGUUUCGCACCUCAAGAGGGCACCGCCAGAGGGAGAAGGCCCCGCAGACGACUCAGCCAAAUGGACACUCCAACGUACUCAAAACCCCCUCAAGAUAAGACUUUUAAAAGCUGCCUAAUGUUUGUAAUCUUUAGCCUGUCCCCUGCACUGCUUAUGAUUCGCCCCAGUCUCAGUUUCACCUUAUCCAACUCGUCCCUUUCUAACCCCCACGAGCCACAAAAGCUCACCUGGGAG
This is a messenger RNA of Oryctolagus cuniculus (rabbit), 4061 nucleotides long. The record is from RefSeq and is a predicted model, not a curated record. NCBI's taxonomy places the organism in Eukaryota, Metazoa, Chordata, Mammalia, Lagomorpha, Leporidae.